Nerophis lumbriciformis (worm pipefish) is the source of this 2721-nucleotide messenger RNA. It is a transcript of the gene meltf, whose product is annotated as melanotransferrin. Gene Ontology annotation, cellular component: early endosome; recycling endosome; extracellular region. Gene Ontology annotation, biological process: iron ion transport. NCBI's taxonomy places the organism in Eukaryota, Metazoa, Chordata, Actinopteri, Syngnathiformes, Syngnathidae. The record is from RefSeq and is a predicted model, not a curated record.
UGGAACAUUUUUAUAGUACUCUUCAGUCUUAGUCAGCAGAGUGGAAGCAGGGAGUACGUGAUCAUGAACAUGUGGAGCACGGCAGCAGCACUUCUUUUACUUCUACACGUUGUGUUGUGUCAGAGCAGCAUCAGAUGGUGCACCAUCUCAGACGCAGAACAGAAGAAAUGUGAGGACAUGUCGUUCGCUUUUGCCGAAACCUCCAUCCGGCCGUCCCUCAGCUGUGUCCAUGGAGCCACGGUGGAAGUGUGUGUGCAGAAACUGCAGAGAAAGGAAGCAGAUGCACUGUCCAUGUUCGCUCCGGACAUCUACAACCUGGGGAAGAGCGCUUCGUUCAAGAUAGCUGCCAGUGAAUCAAAGGCUGAUCGUACCGGAGCUUCCUACUUUGCAGUCGCCGUCGUGAAAAAGGCCAAUUCUUUCAUCAACAUCAAUAACCUGGCGGGGAAAAAGAGCUGCCACACUGGGAAAGGACGCACAGCCGGCUGGAAUAUGCCCAUCGGUUACUUCAUCGACCAGGGCUACAUGUCUGCUAUGGGCUGCAACAUCUCGCAAGGUGUGGCACAGUUUUUCAGUGCCAGCUGUGUUCCUGGAGCAAAUGAGGCCGGUGACCCCGCCUCUCUGUGUCAGCUGUGUAUUGGCGAUGGACAAGGACAACACAAAUGCGAGAAGAGCAUCAAUGAGAAAUAUUACAGCUAUGAAGGAGCUUUCAGGUGUAUGGCUGAAGGUGCAGGAGACGUUGCCUUCAUCAAACACACAACAGUUGAAGAGAAUACAGAUGGUAAAGGCCCCCCCAGCUGGGCAGCAAAACUCAUUUCAUCAGACUAUGAGCUGUUGUGUCGUGACGGCAGAAGACUUCCUGUCAAUCAGUGGCAAACGUGCAAUCUGGUCCGUGUCCCAUUCCGAGCCAUUGUGGUUGGCGAUCACAUCACUCCCUCUGUGGUGUUGAACAUGCUGACUGAAGGACUGGAGAAGUCUGGAUUCAACAUGUUUUCCUCCAAGCCUUAUGGAGACGGAACGUUACUCUUCUCUGAAUCCUCCGUCAUGUUUCAGAGCGCUGAGUAUGACGACCCUAAGAAGUGGAUGGGUCGAUUUUAUUACAGUGCCAUGAGCGCUAUGGACUGUAAAAUUCCAGAAAGUACCCUGCGGUGGUGUGUGCUGUCCAGUGGCGAGCAGAAUAAAUGUGCUGACAUGGGCACUGCCUUUCAAAGCAAAGGUCUGACUCCAGUCAUCAAUUGUAUCUACGGGGACUCUGUAACGGACUGCAUGAAGAAAAUAAAGGACAACGAGGCUGACGCCGUCACUCUGGACGGGGGUUAUAUCUACACAGCUGGCAAAGAAUAUGGCUUGGUGCCCGCAACUGGAGAGAGCUAUACGGCGGAUCGGGAUGGAGCCAUAUACUAUGCAGUGGCUGUGGUGAAAAAGAGUAGCUCUGAUAUCAGGAGCCUUGACAACCUGAAAGGUCGGCGCUCGUGUCACACGGGAUUUGGCCGCACAGCUGGUUGGAAUAUUCCUGUAUCCACCCUGAUAGAGAAAGGCUUGAUCAGCCCUCAACAAUGUCAAAUAGCCCAAGCUGUGGGUGGAUUCUUCAAGGAUAGCUGCGUACCGGGUGCUAAUCAACUUGGAUUCCCCAGCAAUUUGUGUAGUUUAUGUGCGGGAGAUGGAUCGGGGAAGAACAAAUGUGAGAAGGGAAGGGACCUUUACGAUGGAUACGACGGUGCCUUCAGGUGUCUGGCAACGGGAGAUGGAGAUGUGGCUUUCAUCAAGCAUUCUACCGUCUUCCAAAAUACUGAUGGUAACUCCACUGAAUCCUGGACCACGGAUCUCCUGUCCAAAGACUUUCAGCUGCUCUGCCCCCAUGGCACCAAAGCCGAGGUCACUCAGUACAGAUACUGCAAUCUGGCUCGUGUACCCUCCCAUGCUGUGAUGGUGAGACCAGACACCAACAUCCAUGCCAUCUAUGGAUUCCUGGACCGUGCACAGGCAUAUUUCAGCAAUGACUUGGGUGCAGAGUUCAGGAUGUUCGACUCACAGGCAUACAAGGGUACUGAUCUUAUCUUCAAAGACUCCACGGUGCGUCUUGUGGGUGUGGGGGACAAAAAGACCUACCAGGAAUGGCUGGGCCAAGAAUACAUGGACUCACUUGAGGACAUGGAGUGUAAUUCGUCAUUUUCAGUCAUUUCCUCGCUGUGGUUGGUGGUCUUAGCGCUGCUGUGCUCCGUGAUGACGACCAUCUGACGUCAACAACGCCAUUCACAGCCACUCCCCUCUUCCUGUUAGCUUUACACAAUUCUUACCCCAUUUGGUUAAAUACUCAUAUUGACAUACUCUCAUUGUUUAUGAUGGCACAAGUACACUCUGCAGUUACUGCAGAAAUAACAUGACAACACACAGUCAUUUGUUUACAGAAGGUGAGCUGCCAUGUCAGAGAAUAUGUACUCACUAGUUACCUGAGGCUUUGCUGUCCCUGUAAUUAUGGAUUUACACAAUCAUAUUUUUUCAUAUCAUACUUAUCUGUACUUCCUGCUGCUUACCCAUGUUUUCAGUUUGCAAUAUUAAUUUGAUAUGUAUUUUCUCAAGAGAUUUAUUUUUAUAUGAUGCUCAGAUGCCAUAUCAGUGUAUAUGUACUGACUCAUAUUGUCGGAAACGAGUGUGUUCUCGUUCCUUCAAAUGGAGAUUUUUAUUUCAAUGUGAAAUGAUGAACCAUGUAACUAAUAUUUAGUU